UGUAAGUACUGUAAACAUAAACUUGUUAUAUUUUAUUAAAAUCGUUUUACUUCUACUCAUAUGUCUAAGCUUCUAUUACAUUUACUGAAUACUUUACUAAUCUUUUAUCUGCUAAAUUAAAUUAUAAAUUCAAGCCGAAACUAUUAUUAAGUACCUACCUCCUACUCAUUAUUUUAUUCAAUAAAAAGAUAUUGAAAAUAUCAUAAUAUAAUAUUUUGUUCUAAGUGAUAUUUUAUUGUACUCGUAAAUAUUGUCUUAGUCUUUUUAUAAAUGUGUAAUUAAGCUUAAUAAACUGUAUUAUCUAAUGAAUAUUUAUACAGAUUAUUCUCAAAAAUGUCCAGAUUGCCACAAAUGUUUUUAUUCUGCUACAUCAUUAUUAGUACAUUUUUUUAGUCAUGUCGGUGAAGAAAAAUUGGUUGAAACCGGUAAUAAUGAAAAUAGCUCAACUUCUAAAAAAAAACCUAUAGAAACUAGCAAUUAUGGAUCUUCUAAGCCAUUAAAUUUGACAGUGGGUGAAACUCUGAAUCCUUGGAAAUAUUGUUUGGCCACAUAUGAAGAGAAUAACGAUAACCCAGUUAAAUCAUUUAAAAAAGUAACAAAAAAAAAUAAAGAAAAAGACAAGAAUUUUGAAUGUAGCUUGUGUAGUAAAAAAUUUGGGUGGACAACUGAUCUUAAAAGGCAUUUACUCAUUCAUACAGGAGAAAGGCCCUUUAAAUGUAACUCAUGCCAAGCUGCAUUUACAAGAAAUUUUUUACUCCAAAAACAUUUUGCUCGAGCUCAUAAAAAGGUAUCUGAAGAUGAAUCAAAAAAAUUGGAGAAUCAUGUACAUGCCAAUGUUACUGAAAUUAAAUUAAAAAUGAAAGAACUAGAGUGCCAAAGGGAACAUAGUAAGUCUGUUUCAGAUAAUGAUAGUUAAUAAAAUUAAUUAUUGUAUGUAAAAUUUAAAACCAUAAAAUUAUUUAAUUUUUAAUAAUAAUUGUUACCAAGGAACUUAAAAUGUGUGCAAAAUUUAAAUUUGAUAUGUGUUUUUAUUUAAUUGGUAUCAUAAUAUUUUUUGUGUAGUUAGAUAUAAAUUAAACAUUUUUUUGAUUUGUUUUUAUAUUGGCAAGUAGUAAAGUAAUACUAAAACUGUGCGUACUUUAAUUAAAAGUAUAUAGUAAAUGUUAUUUUUAAAAUGAAAAAUCUCCAUAUCUAUUUUAAAUUCAAGUAAAUAAUAUUGAAGCUAGUAUUACCUAAUAUUACAUUCAGAGCCGUGCCGUUAUGAUUUGGCGCCCAAUGAAAAAUUAAAAAUAAUCGUCCCCUAUUUUAUUUAUAAUUAUGCAUUUCAUUCUUAUUUAAUUGAUUUUUUUUUUUUUACAACGUAUUUGAACAUUUAUUUGACAAAAAAAUAAAACUGAUUGCAAUAGUAAUUAUUAAACAAAAUAGGUAUAAAAUAAUUAAAACUUAAUACAAAUCACAAAUUAUAUUAUAUUAUAAUUUUAUAUUUACAAACGUAUCAUAUAGGUACUUAGUUUAAGACUUAAUUUAUUAUAAAGCUAAAUAAUACAAGAAUAAAAUGUUGCAAUUGACUAAUUGUUAUUACUCGACCAUAGUCGGAAAUUUGUUCAGAAAAAAUUUGUAAUGGUCAAAAAUAAUUGUAAAACAAUGAUCUUUCUCAUAUAUUUAAUUUGUGUACAGUUUAAAAUAUUAUAAAAAAAAAACCCUUUAACGGCUCUGAUUACAUUAAAUAUUAAUAUUUUAAAGUUUUCAUGAUAAUUAUUGGUUACAUCUUGUAUAGAUAUUAUUCUUAGAGAAUAGUAUAAGUUAGAUAACAUCAUUAUUAAACAUUUAUUGCGAGUAAUAAAUAAGUAUCUGGUCCAAUUUUAGGUGUUUUAUUACAUUUCUAUAUAAUAAUUUCUUAACUUUUCUAAUUUUAUUUCUAUACAAAAUUAAAAUAAAAAAUGUUCAAUAUAGUAUUUAUAAAUAUUAAAAAUAAUAAUAAAAAAUAUUUAUCUUGCAUUCCUUAUUUUUUUUUUUUUACUAAUUAUGUAGGUACCAAUUUGCAUUUACAAUUGUUUUUAUUAUUUAAUUAAAUAAUUUUGUUCAAUGACUAUAAUAGUACUUACUUGAUUAAUAAUAUAUUUCCUAUAAACAAAUCAGUAAUAUGCAGCCUAUAUUUUUUGAGAUAUUCAACAGCAUUUUAUAGGUAAUUUAUAUAAGUUCAGCUAAGUGUGAAUCUUUGGGUUAUUAUGUAUUUUAAAUUGUUAUAUGAAUUUAUUAUUUUUUAAGCUAUAAAUUCUUGUAAAUAUUUUCUAAAAUAUUUUGAUAAAAUAAUUUGCUGUCUUGCUGAAGUAAUGAAUUAUUUAAAGGUUAGAUAAUUACAACUAUUUGUAGGUACUACACUAAACAAGUAUCAAAAUAAUUUCUGACGUAAAAUAUAAUACAAUGUAUACUCUAUUAGUCUAUUAUAAUGGUAUUUUAUUUUUACUUAAAAACUUAUAAAUUAUAAAAAUUAAUUAUUUUUACUAUUUUUUAUGAAAUCAUAAAAUAUACAUAAUAUUUCAUUCAAGUAUACUAAAUAUAAUACCAGAUAUAUAUUGUAUCAAUUUCUGUUCAUGUUGAAAUUAUCUACCUAUAUAUUUUAAUUUUUAAUACUUAUUCUUUACUGUUUAAAAUGUAUACUUAUUUUUUUUUAUAUCCGUAAGGACAAAUGUGGGGGUGGAGGAUUAAGAGUUCAAAUACUUUCUGAAAUAUUUUUCUUUCUCUGUAACUAGUGUAACUCUUAAAGUGAAUUUUCACAGGUCACAGAUUGUUGACUUUAAGCUUUAAAAAAUGUAACCUUCCUCCAUCCACGCCCAUUAAAAGUUAACUAAAUAAUGGUCUUGUAUACCUGGUUUAAUAAUUUUACUAGGAAAAUUACAAAGUAAUAUUAUAAUAAUUAUAGAUUUAUAUUGAUAUCUAGUAUCUAAGUAUCUAUAUGUCAUAUAACCAUAGGAGGUACAACCAGGCUCGGCUCAAGUGUUUAAACACACCUAGGCAAACUUGAGUUUUAUACUACAUCAAAUCUAUAAUAAAAAAUGUUGAAUGCAGCCUCUGAAAAGGUGUGGGCUAUGCCGCUUACUCCUUGAGCCGGGCCUGGGUACAACAAAUUAUUGAUUAAUUUAUUGUUAGUGAUUAUCUUAUAUAUACAUAUUUUAGUAUUUAGUAUACUUAGUUCCAUAAAUAAUUUUAUAGUUUAAAGUUAUUGUUUAAAAGUGUGUUGAUGUGCCUAAGUAUUUUCAAGUACAAGUAAACCAAAAUUAAUUAUUUGAAUAUUGUAAAACAAACAUAUUUUAUGAUUAUUAUGAUGUACAUAAUGGACAUUCCUACUCUCAUGCUUGAAUGGGCAAGGGAAGUUGAGGUCGGAGCUUCUUUUCUUCAGAUAAAAAAUUAUUUUAUUCAUUUUAAAUUGUUUAAAUAAAAAGUCAUUAAAUAAUUUAAAAAAAAAAACAAAUUUAAACAUUUACAUUCUUACUUUUAUCGACUCAAUCAUUAAUAAUUAGUAGAUACUUUUUUUUUACGUUCAAUACACAGAGACCGAUAAUCUUAAAAUAUAUAUAAGUUCUUAAGUUGUUAUAAAAUAUUUAUUUACAUAAUGGAAAAGCAAUGAGAGUAAUUAAGGAAAAUAAUAGCUUUUAUAUAGGUACUUUUCAAUAGUUAUUUUAAACAAUAACUAGGUAUAUAGUAUUUUAUAAUAAUUUAAUAUUUUUCUUUUACACUAGGAGGUAAAUGAAAUGUGUAUUUUUGUUUCAAGUACCUACUGUAUAAUUAUUACUAGUCAUAUCUAGUCUUAAACCUUAGUUUUUAAUAUUAAUUACCAUGUAUUAUUAAGUAUACUGUAUGACAAUAAAAAACAAAUGACAAUAAUUUUUGUUUGUAACUAAAUUAAAAACAAAUGACAAUAAUUUUUGUUUGUAACUAAAAUAAAAACAAAUGACAAUAAUUUUUGUUUGUAACUUACAUAAAUAAAGACUUUAUUAAAAAUA
Rhopalosiphum padi (bird cherry-oat aphid) is the source of this 4004-nucleotide messenger RNA. RefSeq names its product zinc finger protein 92-like. Lineage: Eukaryota; Metazoa; Arthropoda; Insecta; Hemiptera; Aphididae. The transcript is spliced from 3 exons. The record is from RefSeq and is a predicted model, not a curated record. Gene Ontology annotation, cellular component: nucleus. Bases 305 to 916 code for a protein of 203 amino acids.